UCUCAAUUGAAACCUUCCUUGGUUCUCUAGCCGAUAAGGGUUCUCUCUGGGUUUAAUCGGUCUCUUCCUUCGGGCGCCAGCUAAGUAUUUUCUCUCAUUUCUUUUUGGGUUUUUCUUUUCGUUUCUUAGUUUGUCUCUGCCCUUUUAAUUUCUUUGCUAGAUUUUUGCUUUAUCCGUUGAUUUUCCCUAGUUUUUUCCCUUGAUUCAAACAAAACUCCUUGGGCAAAGCUAGGGUUUUGGCUUGACUCGGUAUCUACUCCUGUGUUAUCUUUGGUUGUAUGCUUUCUUUGAUCAUUGAGUAUUUUAGUUUAAGUUCGAUUUGGGUGUUGGGGAUUUGAGAGUCUUGGUCUGAUUUGUGCGUUGGGGAUUGAGGGUUUUAGUUUGUUCUGUGUGUUGGAGAUUCAGGGUCUGUUGUGAUUCGCGUCAAUGAUUUCAGAUUCAUCUAUGUGGAAAUCCCACAUAUUAUGAGCUGCGCAAUCCUCAUGCGUCGAGUCCGUAUUCUCCACUCAUUCUCAGUUGUGUUUCUGUACUGGUUCUAUGUGUUCUCAUAAUCUAGUUAAUCACGUGUCUUAAAUCUCUUUGUUCAUAUCGAAUUAGUUUUUUUUUUUUUUCUGCAUCCAAUUCAGAAAAACCUAGUCAUCUUUAAUCCUUCAUUUACACUAAUCAAUUCAUUAAGAACCCAUAACACAAAUCUUUGGUGGAAGAAAUCAACAAGACCAAAAGGGAAACAAUGCAGCGACAAGCAAGUUCCGGGUCUGAUGGGGAUGUGCAAUAUGCAAUGGUUGAUGAGAGGAAGAAGAGAAGAAUGAUAUCGAACCGUGAAUCUGCAAGGCGGUCUCGAGUUAGGAAGCAGCAGCGUUUGGAGAGUCUGGUAAGCCAGGUGAACGAGCUGCAAAAUGACAACAGCCAGAUGAUGCAGAAGAUCAAUGCUAACACCCAACUCUACAUUGAUGUUGCAUCAGAGAACAAUGUUCUGAGAGCUCAGGUUACAGAAUUGACUGACCGGCUUCGAUCCCUGAACGCAGUGCUGGAGAUUGCCGCGGAGGUCAGUGGACUUGCAAUGGACAUUCCUGAAAUACCCGAGAUGCUACUGGAGCCAUGGCAGCUCCCCUAUCCAGGGCAGCCCAUCAUGGCUUCUCCACACACUUUCCAGUGUUGAAGAGUCUUGGAUGAAGAAGUCAUGCCUUUGUCACGCCCCCUUUCCAUCUGCAUUUUAGUUUGUUUGUCACUGUUCGUAUUUGAGUCUGUGUUGUGUCCAUAAAAUGAAUGGAGAACUGCUUGUUAUCUGGGUUUGCUUCGUGUCCUGUGUUCUUUUGACAUUAUCAAUCUGUAAUAGUUAGUGAUUUUCUAAUAUGAGCGUGGCUUUUACCA
This is a messenger RNA of Malania oleifera, 1371 nucleotides long. Its product is annotated as bZIP transcription factor 53. The record is from RefSeq and is a predicted model, not a curated record. Lineage: Eukaryota; Viridiplantae; Streptophyta; Magnoliopsida; Santalales; Ximeniaceae. The transcript has a single exon. Gene Ontology annotation, molecular function: transcription cis-regulatory region binding; DNA-binding transcription factor activity. Gene Ontology annotation, biological process: positive regulation of DNA-templated transcription. Gene Ontology annotation, cellular component: nucleus. The coding region runs from base 731 to 1159 and encodes 142 amino acids.